UCGCGCUGUGCAGAGCCCGGCCGGGAGAGGGUUCUGCCCCGGCCUCCCGGGACACCGUUCCGUCCCGGGGAAGCGGGGAGGAAAGUGGGGUCUGGGACCCCACCUGAGCCCUGAGGAGUCCAACCCCGGCCUUCUCUUCGUGUCCAAGAUCUCCCAUUAAAUCCACUAGGAAAGGCCGAGGGGGCAGGAUCCCCGCCCUCAGCUGGGGCGGCUCACGCGUGUCCUCGUCCCCGUGUUCCCGGUGUUUCCCGUGUCCCCUCCGGGACUCUGGCAGCCCCGGGCCCGGCGAGGAGGAACCGAGCAGAGCUGGGGUUUAGACACGUCCAACACGGCCCCGAGCUGGAGGGACACGGUGCGUGUUCCCAGUCUCACCUCUCACCCAGCACCCGCCUCCCAGCACAGCCCAGUUCACCAGAGUCCCCCAUGUCCUCCGUGCUCUGGUUCAUCCGUUGCCAGCGGCAAAUAAGGGUUUAAAGGAUUUGUUUGGGAGGUGGCAGCUGUUGCUGCUAGAGAUUGGAACCUGUGAUCCGUGGGAUCAUCAUCGCCUGCAGAGUCUGGGAACACUAAAGAUCAAGAUAAGCACCUGAGCUCUCCUUCCCUCACCAGACCUGUGAAGAUCCUGCAGCAGGGUUCGAGGAUCAGAGCAUGAUCCUGAAAUCCCUGGGGAAGGGUGACAGCACUGCCAAAUCAUAGGAUCAUUUAUUCAGGAUGGAAAAGGCCUUUAAGAUCAUCAAGUCCAAGCGUUAAGCAAGGGACCAGGAACAGAUGGUGGUCACACUCCUCUGGGGACAAAGCUGAGGAAGGAGCUGCUCCUGGAUAGGGAGCAGGACAGGCAGGAUGAGGCAGAGAGAGGGGUCAGCUCCACUGCUACAUUGUGCCCUUUGCCACUGGCCACAGCUCUGACUUUUCCCCUCCUUGGAUGGCCACUGUCCAAUGUCAGCACAGCCCUGACCUUCACCCUCAGCCUGGUGCAACAUUCAGGCUUUUCUGUCACAAAAAAAAGAGUGGGAAAGCAGAGCCUGGCAGCAGCUGCUCUGGGAAGAGGGGGCUGGAGUCCUUCCCAUGGUGGGCUGUGCCUUGUUGUCCUGCAGGUGAACAAAUCCGGGUAUGGAAUUAGAAAGCAAACAUGGGAUGUGGGAUGGGGGUAGGGACAGAGCUCUGGGAGCUCAUGUGCCCUCACCAGGCUUGUGCAAUAAGAAAUUUGGGAGAGCUGGGCCAAGGGCUGCAGAGCCCAGGGCAGAGCUGGUGAAAUAUUUAAGGUGGGGAAGGACAGACUUAGAGACGUGGAAUCACCCUCAUUGUAGUAGUGAGUACUUGGUGUGUCUGUAUCUCAUGCAAGAAUGAAUUAACCUCUUGUAUGUUCCAGUAUCCCACCCCUGUAAUUCUUAAUUUUACAAGGAAGGAAAACUGAGGCACAGAAAGGAGAUUUGCUUCACAUACAGCUUCCAAGUUGGGCCCUUUCCCACCCAGCUGUGGGUCUGCAAUUGCCCUCGUAUGCAGAGGAGACCAAGUCCAAGCUGCUCCUUAGCUUCUGGAAGUUACACUUAUGGUUGGAAAUUCCACAGCACCACCCAUUGUGCACCUCUGACCACAGGGAGCUUCCACAGCCCUUGGAUAACAGUGUCAGGAAAGAUUCCUGGAGAGUAGGUUUUUAACUGUUGAUGAAACUAGUUUUAAGGCCUCCAGAAAGAGCAUGGAUCCCUUUCUGUGGGCAGUCCCUUCCCACAUCCCUCCUCCUGCACCCCCGUCUCACUCCAAGACCCAGCCAUGUGGUUCCUGCUGCUGCACAGCUGGAAUCCCACAGACACAGCUCUCUGUGGAGCAUCCAACUGUUCCUCACGCCUGUCUCCAGCAUCCUCCAGACUAAACAAACCCAUUUCCUUCCAGCUGUCCUUGCAGGUCAUGUUUUUCCUACACCUCUGCUCAUUUUCUCCAGCUCCUCCCAGGAACAGUGUUCACCCAACAUCCAGGAGAACUAUUUCCCAUGUCUGGCACUCAGCACUCCUGUUUACAUAUUCCGGGCUCCCGUCAGCCAUAAGAGCUAGGAUGAAUGUGGGAACGGCACACAGCGAGGUGAACCCCAACACCAGGGUCAUGAACAGCCGUGGCAUCUGGCUGUCCUAUGUGCUGGGCAUCGGGCUGCUGCACGUCGUGCUCCUGAGCAUCCCAUUCUUCAGCGUCCCCGUGGUCUGGACUCUCACCAACAUCAUCCACAACCUGAGCAUGUACAUCUUCCUGCACACCGUGAAGGGAACCCCCUUCGAGACCCCGGACCAGGGCAAGGCCCGGCUGCUCACACACUGGGAGCAGAUGGAUUAUGGAGUCCAGUUCACGGCUUCCCGCAAGUUCCUCACCAUCAUGCCCAUCGUCCUGUAUUUUCUAACCAGCUUUUACACCAAGUACGACCGGAUACACUUCAUCAUCAACACCAUCUCCCUCAUGAGCGUCCUGAUCCCCAAACUGCCUCAGUUCCACGGAGUCCGGAUCUUUGGGAUCAACAAGUACUGAGCGGCAUGACCAGAGCGGAUGGCGGAGGAGCAGGGCAAAGGGGGGGUUCCUUCCCUCCAGCCCCAUUUCCUCUCCCCACGCAGACUGGGAUGUGGUUUCAGAGCGGCUGUUUAAACGCAGAUCCCAACAGACACAUUCCGCAUGCUGGAUCCUCGUGCCCAAUACAUCCAAACCAGCUCCAGAGUAGAGUUUAGUGCGGAGCAGGAUGCGCAACACCGGAUUUUCCUUAUCCCAGGGUCAUCAAUAGAUGCAAAACCACUGAGACUUUGAGGUACAACAAGGAUGAAUUCUGGGAAGAGUCUCAUCUAUUCCAGACAUGGAAUGUCGAGGAUAGGGAUGAGGGGAAAAGCUUUUAGUGCUGGUACUAUGGCUGUGGUAAAUGCACUUUAAAAUACAUUUCCCUUCCUGAAGCUGGGUGCUUUGAGCAGAAUGUGAGGGAAAUCCAAAGGGAUACAGCCAGACUUUCCCAGGACUGGAUUGUUUUGAGGUCCGAUUUCAUUUUAGGUGGGAAGUGGGAGGGAGAAGUGAAUGACAGAUACUUAUUUUGCAGUCAUUGACACCACUGAGAUGGGACAUUCUUUUCCUAAAAACAGCACAGGAAGGAAUGACCUGUAGUUUGACAAAACUUUUGGUUUCCUACAGGACCAUCCAUGUGGUCCAGGGAAAAGAUGGAUAAAUCCUAAAUCAUGCUUGUUAUUUUCAGUUUAUACCCAAAUCUGCCCAGGUAACUUCUCUCCCCACCCCAAAUUGCUGUUUUUAAGUGCACAGGGGCUCAGUAGGCAUUUGGAUCAAGGCCUGGGGGCAAGUAAUUUAAUGACAACAAAUGCCAUGGAGCUCCUUGGAACAUGGAUGUGGACAGGUGUGGGAGAAGCUGACAAUGGGCAGGUACAGGAGGAGGGCUGAUUGCUCUAAUCAAGCAUACAGCCGUCCUUGACUUGGAAUUCUUCUCACUUCAGCUCUUUGGUUGCUUAAGUGCAAUUGACUGGGAUUUGCCAUUUCUCCACAGACUCAAGGGUUGGAUUUCUGGCUUACCUGGAAAUCUGUCCCUCAGCUCCAUGCCCAAGGGCUGUAUAAGCAGCAGCACCAGCAGCAGAUGAAGUGACCAACAGAAGGAGUCAGUUGGUCAGUGAUAAUAGAUCCUUUCACAGAGGAACAAAAUCGAGUCUUUUUCCUCUUAAGUUACCACCUAAAUAAAGGAGGUUUAGGUUUCCUGGCUGAGACAGCUUUUACUGUUUUACUGAAAAUCAGAAAGACCUGAUUUUUCCUUUGGGUUGUGUUCCAGAUGGAAUGUGUUUUCCCUCACUCUUCCCUUGUAACCCCACAAAUACCUGUAUUUUUGUUGUCUUAGUGCUUAUAUUGUCUCACCUUUUUGACAAUGGUAUAAGUCUUUUAAAUCUGACUUUUUUUUUGUCCCUGCAGUAGCAAAUCCAGCUUUAGAGGUCAUGAUGGAGUGUUGAGGUUUUGGAUGGUCUGAGCAUAGGACAUGGAAGGGGGAAUUUCAGAUCUGUUACUAUUCCAUGCAUAAUUUUAGGCAAGUUGCUUCACUUCUCUCUCAGACUUCCUAUGGCACUGCUACAGGGAAGGGAAAACAUGGAGUGUACCUCAGAGGGCUGCUGGAAUGCAGGGAGAAUCAUUCCCUAAUGUGUUUGAAAAGUGGAAAUCCAAGUGAAAAGAAAGUUUUCAAGCAGGUAGGAGAAGAGUGUCUGGCUGGAGACUCCAGGGUAUUGGCAGAUGUGCAGUUUCCUUGAUGGGCAGUUUAAGCCUUCAAACCUAGGACAGAUGAGCUGCUGCUUUAGCUGAGGUACUCUCUACCCUAAUCGGCUCUUUAGGCUACUAGACAAUGAUAAUUGUGAUAAAAAUAGAGAUAUUUCAUCAAUCAGCUGGGAAAUACACAGACAUGAGCAGUAAUCCUGCAGAAGAGGCUGCUCCAAGGAGGGGCAGGUCCUGACAGGGUGGCUGAGGCUGGACCUGAAAUGCUGAUUGUGGUGCUGAACAGACCUGUCUGCCCAGACACCACUUCCAUCUCCAGGGGAAAUUAAAGAAAACUAAUUAUUGUCAUAAAAAACAUGGGAAAGACAUCUUUUUUUGCAACAGAAACAGCCUCUAGAUGCUUUCAAACAUGGCUCCUCACAGACAGACAUAUGCUGGGUAUUUCUAAGCAUAUGCACAUCACAGAUUUGUAAAUUUAGAAUAAUUAUGAAUUGAAAUGAUCAGCUUUUUUUCUUAUGAGAUACAGGAAUUCCCAGAGUCUCCCUGAAGGCAUUAACACAGCUGUGGGUUUGAACACUUGUGUGGUCACUGACACUAUGGACAUCUGAACCUGUUUCCUUAAAUUAAAGAUCAACUAGGAUGCAGAAUGGGAUUAUAAAUUUAUCAAACAAGCAGAUUCUAAUGCCUAAAGCCCUAAACUUGUAAUUAAGACUCUGCCUAGCAACAAAAGUAAACAUUCUUUUGAUUUCUCUCCUUCACACAAAUGAUCAAAACGGCCAAUGCCAGAGUCAUGUGACACUUCACAACACAGGUGCAGCAUUUUUCCAUGGAAUAACUGAGAUUAACUUGUACUCAGUUAAUGCAAUCAAGGGAAACAUAAACGGAAACAGAAGAAAUAUGGAUAGAAGUGAGUUGAAAAAAGAUUUCAUGUUCUGUUAUGGUAAGUUAAGUAUCUAUGCAUGAUUAAUAAGUAUUUGAACAAUUACACUUAGGAUAGCAUCUUCCUUAAGAUCCCAACUUAAGGGUAGGUGUCAGGAUCAAUCAAAAAUAAAAAGCAGGAAAUUAAUUAUAAUUAAACAACAAUUCCUGGCUGUACCUGAUGCACUCUGAAGUGAAAGGACAGCAUGAGCAGUCUGAGGGGUGGGCAGAUGUGUCCUGGCAGGGGAGAGAUGAGGGGUGAAGCCACAUUGUGGGAGGAUAAAUGAAACGUGAGCAGAACUUCUUUGAGUGGAGUUUUCCCCAGGUGCCUGCAUGGAGGAGAUAAUUGAUUGCUACUGAUUGUAAAUGGGAUUCUGAUUACAUUACAUCUGACAGAUUUACUCUCACACUUGUCCUGUAUCAUAAUCAGGACAAGUCCCUACCUGGAGAGAUUAACUUUCCUGUGAUGGAGAAACAAAUCCUGGUAAGAAGGUAUUUUCUGUUUUGUUCUGCAAUGAAAGAAAAGCUUUUGAAAGGUUGGAAGCCUUCUCAGGAACUGGCAGCAGCCUGUCCCAUCUUGUACUUGGCAAAGCCUCCUCAGCCACUGUCAGCACCACGCACGUAUCCACGUGGGGCGUUACAGCAGCCCCUGCUCCAGGGCACUCAAAACCAGCAAGUCCUCCCAGCCCGGUGCUCCUGAAUCAGGGAUCCUGACCUGGGAGUCAUUUCACAGAACUACCAGCCUGGCAAACAGUCCAAACCUUUGCAGGAAAAAGCCUCUAGAAUAAACUAAAUGGAGGGCUACUAAUUCUCAAGUACUUUUAUGUUUGAAUCACUGUUCAAUUUUGGGUUGUUUUUAAAAGCUCGGUACUGGCCCUCGAGCAGGGGACAGCAGUGGGUUAACACAUUAAUAUUCUUCCUUGUGACUUAUGUUGCUUUAGUAUUGCCUAGAAUAUCUUUUAAGCAUGUGAGUGUUGGUGUGUCCAUAUCCUCCUUGGAUCAGUUAAAUCAGCUGAAUUAGUUGGGAGGGUUUUUUAAAGGAAUGUUCUGUACAAAGUUUUAGGGCUUUUUUCCCAUGGCCUUCUUUUUGCUGUGGAGUCUCAUGUAGAGAACUUUCUAAAAUAAAGUGUGAAUAUUUUUAUUACUCCUUUGUACAGUAUUCUAAGAGAGACUAAUAAAAGUGAAGUAUUCAGGUAAAAAGUU
This is a messenger RNA of Cinclus cinclus, 6339 nucleotides long. RefSeq names its product ORMDL sphingolipid biosynthesis regulator 3 (gene ORMDL3). Bases 1768 to 2508 code for a protein of 246 amino acids. The transcript is spliced from 4 exons. Gene Ontology annotation, cellular component: endoplasmic reticulum membrane. The record is from RefSeq and is a predicted model, not a curated record. Gene Ontology annotation, biological process: intracellular sphingolipid homeostasis; ceramide metabolic process; negative regulation of ceramide biosynthetic process. NCBI's taxonomy places the organism in Eukaryota, Metazoa, Chordata, Aves, Passeriformes, Cinclidae.